Molecule: messenger RNA, 1314 nt
Organism: Amphibalanus amphitrite
Lineage: Eukaryota; Metazoa; Arthropoda; Thecostraca; Balanomorpha; Balanidae
Product: ATP-dependent DNA helicase PIF1-like
Exons: 1
Coding region: 1-1314 (437 amino acids)
Biological process (GO): DNA repair; telomere maintenance
Molecular function (GO): DNA helicase activity
Source: RefSeq, a predicted model, not a curated record
AUGUGUCUGAGGCGGCAGUGUCUGGAGGAGUUCGGCGAGCAGUCCGCGCAGCUUUUGCGCGUCUGCGCGCCUACCGGCACGGCAGCCUUUAACAUCAUGGGCGAGACGCUACAUCGGUGUCUGUCCCUGCCGGUGCCGCUGACGAAUGACCUGCCGGAGCUGACCGGCGAGCAACUGCAGUCCCUUCAGACACGGCUGGAGGGACUCCGGCUCCUCAUCAUCGACGAAAUGUCGAUGGUGGGGAGAAAACUUCUGCGCGCUGUAGACCUGCGCCUCCGCCAGGCCUUUCCACGACACUCUGCCAAGCCCUUCGGCGCGGUGAGCGUAUGUCUCAUGGGAGACUUUGGACAGCUUCCUCCCGUGAUGGAUCGGCCUAUGUACGACUCGACGUCAGGCGGCGGGCGGCUCAGUGAAGACGGCCGCGCCAGCUUCCGAGCCUUCAAAAAGGCCGUCGUCCUGAGACGGGUGGAGCGUGUGCGUGGCAGCGAACCAGCACAGGAGCAGUUCCGACGACUACUCUCCCACGUCAGAGACGGAAACAUCACCAUUGAUGAUUACAGGCUCCUCUCAACCCGUCUGGAGGCCCAUCUUUCCGACGAAGAGAGACGCAAGUUCGCUGACGCACCACGGCUCGUCGCUAGCCACGAGGUGGAGCAGGAUAUCAAUCGCCGUCAGCUGCGGAACAUCGGCCGGCCCUGCUUCAACCUGAAGGCCGUCCACCAGCCCGCCACAGCCAGGAAGAAGUCAGCGCAAGACGCCGGGGGUCUGGAGCCGGUAGUCCAACUGACCGAAGGGGCCAAGGUGAUGUUAAAAUCAAAUAUGUGGGUGAGCGCCGGUCUCACGAACGGCACUCUGGGGACCGUGGCCGGGCUACUGUACCCUCCAGACGCGCCUGACCCAGACACCCUGCCAGCUGCAGUCUGCGUGGAGUUUCCCGGUUACCAGGGCCCAGCAUGGAACCCAGAGAAGCCCAAGGUAGUGCCGGUGCCUGCCAUUACAAGCAAGUGGAUGGAAGGAGCGCGACUCCACAGUCGAACGCAGAUUCCUCUGGCUCUGGCAUUUGCAGUCACCAUCCACAAGUGCCAGGGCUGGACAAGACCAGCCGUCUGGGUCGACAUCGGGCCCAAGGAAUUUGCGCUUGGACUCACCUUCGUAGCGCUGAGCCGCGCCACUUCUCUGCGCGGGCUCAUUUUGAACCCAACAGAUCCAGCCGCUGCUCAGUGGAGCCGCCUUGUUCGCAUCAACAACAGCAACGGGCAAAAGAAGCGCAAGGAAGUCGACAGGCUCCUCCAGCGUCUUCAAGAAUCAACUUGA